Molecule: messenger RNA, 1356 nt
Organism: Macrobrachium nipponense
Lineage: Eukaryota; Metazoa; Arthropoda; Malacostraca; Decapoda; Palaemonidae
Exons: 2
Coding region: 1-1356 (451 amino acids)
Biological process (GO): DNA integration
Molecular function (GO): nucleic acid binding
Source: RefSeq, a predicted model, not a curated record
AUGUAUGUUCAACGGGAGGUGUUUGGUGAUGAAGUGAAGGCUUUAUCAAGGGAAUUGUCAGUUGGCAAGAGUAGUCCAAUAUAUAAGCUUGAUCCCUUUCUUGAUUCUGAGGAUGGUUUAUUGAAGGUUGGAGGUAGGAUAAGAAGGUCUGACAUUCCACAGUCUGCCAAACAUCCCAUACUGUUACCAAAGAGGCAUCAUGUGACUACAUUGUUGAUACGACAUGAGCAUGAAUUAUUAGCUCAUUCAGGUAGAAACCAUGUUCUCUCAAAUCUAAGGCAGGAGUAUUGGAUCAUCAAUGCUAAUGCAACUGUCAGGAAUGUGUUAUUUCAUUGUGUUACUUGCAGGAAGUUGAAAGAACCAGCUUUGAGUCAAAAGAUGGCUGAUCUUCCAGCAGACAGAUUGGAACCUUCACCACCAUUCAGUAAUGUUGGUAUUGACCUCUUUGGACCCUAUUACAUCAAGGAAGGAAGAAAGGAAUUAAAGAGGUAUGGUGUGAUAUUUACCUGCUUGGUUAGUAGGUCAAUUCAUAUUGAAACUGCAAACACUUUACAAUCUGACUCUUUCAUAAAUGCUUUGCGAAGAUUUGUUUCUCGAAGAGGUCAUCCCAAGGUUAUCAGAUGUGAUAAUGGAACCAACUUCCAUGGGGCUGAGAGAGAACUUAAGGCAGCUCUUGAUGAGAUGGAGGAAAAGAAGAUUGAGAAGUAUUUGUCGCAUCAUCAUAUUGAAUGGAAAUUCAAUCCACCUGCAGCAAGCCACAUGGGUGGUUGUUGGGAGCGCCAAAUCAGAACAGUUAGAAAAGUGUUGUCUGCACUGGUGAAGGAAUUUGGUGAAAGGCUAAAUGAUGAAAGUUUACGGACUCUGCUUUGUGAGGUUGAGAGCAUCGUCAAUUCAAGACCGUUAACCACUGUAAGUGACAGCGUAGAUGACCUUGAGCCACUAACUCCAAACCAUUUGUUGAUUCCAAAAUCUUAUGUGAUCCCUCCCCCUGGCUUGUUUCAAAAGGAUGAUGUUUACAUGAGGAGAAGCCAUGGCUACUUAUUGCCACGCCGGUCCCAAGCCCGGAUAAAUGGGGAGGGUUGGGUGUGGGCUCGUAACCUGCAUCAUAAAAAGAUACCCCUACGACAGAAACUGUUACAGUUGGGGUUGCGAACAUUGGGAGAUGUGAGCUUCACCAUGGUCCUGAGGAUACUAAUGAGGCCCGAGCCAGGGUGGCCAUGGACCUUGGUCCCAUACUUCGAACUGGCUCAUAUGAUGUUUUCUUCCCAAACCCACAAGAAAUUGGUGGGAGGAGGUUGGUGGAAGAUGGUCACAGAGGUGCCUCACCAGAAGGGAGUCGGCCACCCUUCAACAUAA